AUAGUGGCAAGUUCAGUCUCCUGUUAUCGAUUACCCACUACUUCUUGCAUUUCCCACUGCAUGACUGUCCUUUGCAGUUUUAACGUAAUUACCCGCUUCAGCAUUAUACAUGUACAUUCAAUUUGCCCUGGUACCAUCCCAGCAGUUAUGUCAGCUGAACGGCAUUAACCGCUUGAUUUUGAGUUUCCUGUUAACUGCUGUCACGACAACUGCAUCACCUGCUGCAUCAUUUACCGUGUAAGCCAUUGUUUCUGUUUCUAUCGUGCCCAUUACAUCCACUGCUGCAUUAACUGCUCCCACAAGCACUAAGCCUGCCUCUGUUGUUACCACACCUACUGAAUAAAGUACAUUGCUGUCAUCUGCAUGUGUUAUUUUGGUACAGCAUUUCACCAUUGCUGCUGUCAUAGAUUUUAGUCCAACGUAAGUCUCUGCCCCCGCUUCUGUUAGUGAAUUGCCUCCAUCUAAUUUGGUAGAAGAAUCCACUCCAGAUGAUACUUUUUUUCAAAUGCAGUGAUUCCAAACGCUUCUGUUGUGAAUUCUGGUGAAGAAUCACUGUUUUUCAAAUUUCUGAGAAAAAGGUAUAUAAAUAAUUCUGCCAAAAGUUAUCAUAGGCGUGAAGAACAGGCAAAUUAUAAAGAGAAUACGCUACUUACUAAGUAUAAUAUAUAGGAUAAACAAAUGUCUUAAUUAUUUAUUGUCUAUAAUAUUCGGAAUUAGAAUCACAUUUGUUCGGAAUCGAAAUCAUUGUUUGGAAUAUAAAACACAGAGUCCUGAGAUAUUUAUUGCUCUCUUUCUGUAACUAAAAGGCCCCUUUAGUUCAUAAAUACAUUAAAGCAUAGCUGAAAAUCAGUUUUACGGACGGUAAUCAAAAUAUUUAUGAAAAGUGAAUAUUUUUCUGAACAAUUUUACAUCAUGCUUAAGUGGUCGGUAAUAUGGCUGUGAGCACCUGCUCUAUUUAUAAAUCAUGCAGCACUAUUUUUGUAAUCGUAUGCAUUCAAUUUUUAAAAUUUUGAUUUUAGAUGAAAACUUUUUUUUUUUUUUUAGAAUUGUUUAAGUUUUCAGUUUUUCAUGUUUUAGAUUUGUGAACUGAAAUAAGAUAAACCCUAAUGUUAUGUGAGGAAUGGUGAAAAGCAGGUAUGGAAACUGAACAGAGACAGACAGACAGUGUUGUUAGACUCUAUGUGAGAGGGUCAUUUAUCUGCUCUGCUAAAGUAGUGUCCAGUGUCAGUUUGAAGAGCUUUUUCCAGAAAAAUAUUGGUAUCAAUUUGAAAUGGAGACUGGAUGUGAAGGAAGCAGAAAAACGUUACUUUGGGAAUUUAUUGGCACUUUCAACAGUGCUGGAGACACAGUGUCAUGGCUGGUUUUAUAAUGUGUGUGAAUUGAGAGCUCUAAGCUGCCCUGCAAGAUUCAGCAUUUUCAUAAAGCGAAUUGAUGGCAAGGUUGCCCUGGUGAAAGCAGGAAGGGAGCAGUUGUUGUUAAUGACAAACAACAACUUAACAGACAGACUGGGUCUCAAACCAGUGUCUUCAAGCUCAGAUGGACCCAGUCUAUACUGUAUACACAUGUCAAGGGAGUCCAGCCAGUCUAAAGAUGAACAAGCAGACUUCAAUAACCAGGAUGAAAAGAGAUGUAGUCAGUAUGAUCCUUAUGUAAGAGGCUUCCAGACCUGGCCUCCAGAUUCCAGUAUACUGAGGAAAGAAGCUGUGUCCAAGGCUUUCCAAGAACAAUAUGAUAUGUAUCACAAUCUUGGAAUUUAUACAAGUUGUGCAAGGAUUGACCAUAAGUACAUAGAAAGGAAACUAGUGAAGGAAGAUAAUCUUGAAAUGGAGGAGAAUCAUGGGAAGGAACUUGAUGUGGAGAGAGAUCAUGUUAAGGGAGAUAAUCUUGAAAAAGAGCGGCAUCAUUGGAAGAGUGGCAAGACUGAAAGAAGUGAUGCUGGGGAAGAAAUUCUGCCAGAUAGAAAGAGGCACAAGUCUGAAAAUCAUAAACAGAGACUGGCAUCUGAGGAUAAACAUGGCAGUGAAAUGAGAAAAAGACACAGAACCACUAGUGAUGCAAGUAGUUUUGCAAGUGUUGAAAUGGACACCAGAAGUGGUGCAUGUUCAAUCCGUAAUGAAAAUACUCAUACGUCAGUAAAAACGUCUUCAGGGAAACAUGAAAAUAGAUCUGAAAGAAAGGAAAAACACUCAGAGAAAGACCUAAAAGAAAAAACUGACAGAAAAGAGCACUCUAAGGAAAGCCAAAAGGAGAAGAAAAUUUCUAGCAAAGUCUCUGAAGGUAUUAUUGACCUGACAAAAGAUGAAAAUGAAAACCCAAAUAGUGUUUCAACAAACAAGAUGUCAGACAUGUCAGGGCAGUAUGAUAUUGUAACACAAAAGGUUAAGGAAAACGAGAAAACACAGAAGAAAUCAGGGAAAGAGUCGCUGCUGUCAAAACUAGAAUCAUCUCUGAAGUCGGUGAAGAAAAAAGAAAAAGAUAGAACAGAGAAGAAGAAAUCCAAACAUUCUGAUAAACACAGAAGUUCAAGCAAGUCUUCAAAGUCUGAUAAGCCCUCGUCUGGGCUUGGUAAACAGCUGAAUGUUGAGAAAGUGUUUUCUUCAAUGUUUUCUGGGCUUACUAAAGAACUGGGACGUAUUCCCAAAAAGAACAAAGCCACUGCUGAAAAUCCAGCUGGUUCUGUUGAAGAUCAAGCAAAUGUUACCAAAGCAACAAAAAAGUCUGACAACUCUAAACACGACAUUGAGAAGGUUGAAAAAUCCUCCAAAAGCAAAUCUCAUAAAUCUGACAGAAAAGAUAAAGAGUUGAAAUACAAGGACUCUAAACACAAGCAUGGCAAAGACAGGGACAAAACCAAGAAAUCCAAGCAUCACAAAGAGUCAAAGUCGAAGAGAAAGUCUGACGAUUUAGAACAAGCUGAUGCGUCUGAAAGAGAAGACGACUUUGAGGUAUUUGACUCUGUUGGUAGUAGUUUUGACGUACAAGAGAUGGUUAGGGAUACUUUGUCAGGAAGAGAGAAACUCGCAACAAUGCCAAGCCAAGAAACAGUUGUUCAGCUUAAGUUGGAUGAAGAAAAAGGAGUUAUGAUUCCAGGGUUUGGUGAUUUGGAUGAGGUAGAGGCCUUUCAAAGCAGGUCAAAAGCUGAAGUGAAACACAUUAAAAGAUCUGUCCUAGUGACAGACAGUGAUCUGAAAAUUUCACUACCAGCUGACAUGGAAAAGAAACGGCUUGUUGGAGUGAAGCUAGAUUUACAAAUCCUUGUGAACUUGGCAUUAUUUGGAGACGAGGUGUCCAGUUCAAUGUCGGCUGUCUGCUUGCAUCUGUACGAGUGUGUUCUGUCUCUCCAUGACUUUUCCCCUUCAUCAUGGACCAAAUCUGUCACCAAAGAGAAGGUUGAAGGAAAGAAUAAACACAUGUACACUGUUAGAAUGUUCAAUAAAAAAGAGAAAACAAACAGAAGUGGUUUUGAUGAUGUUACCAAUAAAUUGAUGAGCAUUGUUCAAAAGGAGAAGUCCCAGGAUUGGACAUUCCCUGAUAAAGAGAAGCAUCCAGGAAAAUGUAAAGCAGAUAAAGUUCUUGUAAUACCAAUGCCUACAAUGGCCAAUUUGUCUUCAGAUGAGGAUGGUGAUGAGGAUGAAAUUUCUGAUGUUAACAGAGAUUAUGAUAAAGAGAAAGACAAAAGAAUUGUAAUUUGUGGUAAAUCAGACCCUGCCAUUGAGCUUGAUAAAUUGAAAAAUGCAAAUGGGAAGGAAGAUAUGGGACAAGUGCAGGAUGUCAGAAGCGAGACAGAUAAUGACAAAAGUGGAGCUACAACUACUAUGGCAGCUCCAACCACACGACCAACCACACCUAAUAUUAACCAGGUUAGAAAAAGAAGGUCAUCAAGUACAGAGAAGGAAUGUUCAAAAGAAAAGUCAGUAAUUUCCAAGAAAAGUGAGUCACAAGACAGAAAGCGAAGCAGAUCCAAAGAAAGGAACAGCGGGGAUAAUUCUAAGGGUAGAAGGCGGAGUAGGUCAAGACAUAGGAGCAGUCGAAGUAAUUCUAGAGACAGAAAUAGAGGGAGCCCUUCUAGGGAUUCUAAGCGUAGUCAGUCUAGGGAAAGAAGUAGGGGGAGCCAAUCUCGAGACCUUAGAACAGAAACACCCAUUGAAUGUGAUAAAGGCGACAUUGGAAAAAGGCUUGAAAAGAUUGCAUCAACAGCCGUGUCAAGUGAUCCAGACAAGAGGACUAAUAGAACAGACAAACGACGUGAGAGACAAUAUCAUCCUUACAAAAAAGAUUCCAGACCAAGUAAACGUCAUAUACCACACUGGUCUUUUGAUCUGGCAUACAGUGAUAUGAACGAAUUGUUGCAGAAUUUGACAGAAAAUACAUUUAAAAAGAACAACAGUAAACCAGCAAAUGUGGGGAGUUAUAAUAAAGUUGGGAGAAGAAGCUAUGGCAACAGAGGAAGGUUUUCAAGCUUCCGCUUCAGAAGGUCUGCCAUCCAGAGGACACCACCCAGGGAAAUAUAUUCCAGCUCCGAGGAUGAAGAAUAUGUGGUGCAUCCAGAUGAAAUACCCGACCUGAAGGAAAGGGCAAAACAGGCAGAUGUUCUAGAAAAUUUCAUGGGAACUGGUCAAGAUGAGAAGGAAUUUUCCAAAGAAAUGCUCAUCUAUGAAAAGGAAACUAAAGAAGAAAAAAAGUUUGUGUGUAAAAAGGGAAACAGUUCAAGCUCAGAUCUUAUAAUUCCUGGCGGACCAAAAACUUCAACUUUCUCUGGUCAGAAGCUUGAAGAUUCUAAUGAUGCUUCUGGUGAACUAGCCUUUCUUGGAAGUGGCAGGCAUGUUGAGAACUUAGAUAGACAGACCAGUCAAACCUCUGUUAUAGAAAGAAAGGAUACUUACACUAACAACCUAAUCAGAUCCAAAUCAAAAGAAAUGAAAUCAGCAAGCAAAGAAAUGAAACCUUCUGAUAAAGAAAGUAACAAGAAAGAAGUAAGCAAAACAAAUAAAAAUAAACUAGAUGACAAGAAAUGUGACUCGAAGAAAACCCACAUAUCAGUGAGAGAUAACAAGAAGACAAACAGUAAAUCAAGGAAAACAGUGUAUGAAAAGGAAAAGAUCUAUGUCUCACUCGAGUUACCAUGUGAUUCUCAAGUUACAGUCCCUUCUGAAGACAAAUUAGACAGUAAAGAUAGACAAGAAGAACAUAGGGAUCUGGCUAAAGAAAAUGCUCAGAAGAAAAUCCUUUCAUCUGAAUCAGAUGUAUGUCUUGAUUGGACAGAUGAGGAAGUUGCGCUAGACAAGAAAGAAACAGAUGUGUUUGAUGACUCUAGUGAUGGAAUGUCUGACUUUGGUCACUCAAAGUCUUAUAUUGUGCUAGAUAUGGUUGAAGAAAGUGAUACAGAAUUGCCUACUAAACAUCAGGCUGACAAGAUAACUCAAAGGAAAGAAAAAUCAAUACAAGGCAGGGAGAAAGUAAGUCUUGAUAAUUUUGAAUCUACACAAAAGACAAAAGAAAAUGAUUCUGCAGGAUUUUUGUCUGAUGUGGAGAAGUCUGUUCAGAAGUCAGUGGAAUCGAUGGUAGGCUCAGUUUGUCUGAAUUUAAGUGACUCUGCAUAUACUGUGGUUGAUGAAUGUACUAUUACACCUGAAAACUCUUUCAGCGAUACCAGUGAACUUGAAACCACAUUAGCUGAGUUUUUCGAAACUCCUGAAAGUGAUACUACAGCAUUGAAAAAUGUUGGAGAAAUCUCGAAGAUUAAGGAAUGUAGUGUUGUUCUAACUCGAGUAAAGUUCACUGAGAGUAUGAAUUCAACUGAAUACCAUUACGAAGCAGACCUGAGUGAUGAGGAAGAAAGGACAGGUGAAGAAGAAAAACUAAUUGGAGAGAAAGAAGACCAAUAUAAGGAAGAAGAAAGGACAGUUGUAGAAAAGGAAUCAAAUGAAAAAAUGAUUGAAGAGAUUCCAGCAGUACCAGAAGAAAGUGAAAAUGUGGAUGUUAAGAUAAAGUGUGAUAAAUUACAAAAAUGUGCCACAAAUGAGGCAGAAAAGGAAACAAAAUCUAAAGCUGUGAGAGAAAGAAAAGAACUAGUGGAACCAAUGAUGGAUGAUUCUUUACAGAAGCUGCCUGAAGCAAAACAAGAAGAAAUACUUGAAGGAAACAGUACAGUUAACAUAUUCAUACAGGAAAUAAUUGAUAAUUGUAUUACGAGAAUUGAUUUUGUCAGUGAUCGUUCUACAGUGAUGGAUGGGAAGGAUUAUUCUGAUAUUUCAGAUCAAAGUCAGAUUAUUGAUGAAGCUGGAGACAGAAUGGUGUCUAAAGGUACGGAUAUAAAAAUGUCUGAAGGAAGGCAGAAAUCCAUAGCAAAGGCUGAAGGAAAUUGUCUUUGUUCAACAGAGUCAGAAGCAAGCUGCAUUUCUCCCCUCAUCAGCAUCAGUUUUGACAAUUCUAAGGAGCUGUCCCCAACAGUAUACAGUGAUGAUAGUCAGACAUCUACAGAAAUUGACCCAGCAUAUUUUGGAAAAGACAGAUUAGUAUUUGUUGAUGACAUUGUGAUAACAGCUGUAUCAGAACUUGAAAUUACCAUGAUUGAAAAGGAGAUGAAUGCUCUCGAGCACAAAAAGAAAGACAGUUUUGUGAGACAGUAUGAAAUGUAUAGAAAUAGUUCAGUAGAUGGGAACUAUAGUGAAUGUGAAGAUGUUCCUGACCUGGAGGAAUUUGUCAAAACAUAUUCAAAUGAAAACAACAGAUUUUAUGCUGGGGUCAUAGCAGAAUGUCUUGGUGAAAUAGGUACAAAUAUUACGUACUGCAGAGAAAGUAACAUGACUGUAGAUGAUGUCAACAUCACAGAAUGUUCAAGUUGUCUUGAGGAAUGUUUUCAAGACAGAAGUGUUGAAGGUAGCAAAGAGGGAAUUGUCCAACCUGAAAAAAAUAUUUUUGACAUAAUGGAAAAUGAUUUGCGUACUGAAAGUAAAGAAAAAUUCGAGGUUAAAAAUAUUUAUGAAGAGGUUUCAACUAAAGGAACUUCUAACAACAGACCAGCAAUUGAUAGAAACUUACCAGCUUUAGAGAAUGACACAGAAAAUAUUCUUAUUGAAAUCCAUACAGUAAGCAACAGUGAUACUGACUUUGAAUCUCUUGAAGACUCUGACUCAUUUAAAUCUGACAAGAUAAAAGAAGAACAUGGGGCAUUGACUCCUUGUCCAGUGAAUACCACAGUCAGUAAGGUCAUAAGGAGAGAACAGCAAGUUGAAGUUGAUGGUGGUUGUAGUAGAACUGAAAGGAAUGUCUUGAAAAUCGAAAAUGAUUCAGAACUUUUACAAAAUGGUAGCUCAGGAGAAACCAUGAACAUACAUGUAUAUGAAGUAGAAUCUCCCUGUGUAAAACAGGAGCAGGAACUUGAUUCUAAUAACAACGGUUAUGUGCAUGAUACUGAAAAUGUCCGGUCAGAGCCAAAUAUAUUUUCGAAAGAAAUUUCCGAAGGCUAUCCAGAGAUUAUAGAUUAUCAGAGAACUGACCUGCCAAUGAAUGAUUUGUUGAAGCAAGAUGAUUGCACUGCUUCAAUAAUAUCUACUGAUCCUCCGCUUGAUACUGAGAUUAUUAAGAACAUGCAGAAAUACGAUUCUGAAAAUACAGGAACUACUAGUGAAGAAAGUGAGGAAAUUAUUGGGACUGUUGACACUCAUCAUUCCUUGGUAAACAGUAUGAUUUCAAAUGCUAAUGCUACAUGCACACAUAGUUCUAGUCAUAAUGAGUAUUCAUCUGAAAGUUCAUCAACUAUCAUCUAUGAUUUGAAAGACUCUCAGCAGGCAGUACAAAGCUGCAUGGUAGACAGUUGUUUUGCUGGUCUGCAUGAAGGUGACGAAAACACGGCUAGCACAUGGGCAUAUCCUUUGUCAGAACCAGAGAAUGAAUUUUCUCAGAGAUCUAGUGUUUAUCUUUCACAAAUUGAUGACGAAGCAGUGUUUCAUAUUAGAGACACCAUUGAUGAAGAAACGGAUGAGAGAACAGGUGAUAUUGUAGAAGUGGAUGAUGCUGAUAAUGAUAACAACUGUGAUGAAGGCUUACUGAAUGUAGAGGUAGUACAAGGCCCUAAUGCUUCAGAGUCAGAAAUUGUUGAAGUGGAGAAAACAGAUGUACAACAGUUAGAGCAUGAAUUACCUCAAAAUCGUGAUGAAAAUGUCUACCAGCCUUCAGAACCAUACAAUUCUAGUAUAAUUACACCACUUCCACAUUUUCCAAGACCUUGGUUUCCUAUUAGCCAACAUCCAUAUGACAUGUGGCCAGCAUACCCAAUGUGGCAGCCUUUUCCUAGACCUCGUUCUCCAAUCACACAACCAUUUAGGGGAACCCCAGUGACAUUUAUGGCUGUAGUUACAAGUCAUAGUUCUCCAUUGUCACCAUUCCUUUGGAAUCGUGUUCCAGUUUAUACUUCCAACCCAGGUUAUAGUGGAUCUAUGGGGCAUUCAUCUAAUUUUAUGACUUACAAUUUGAAUGGCAGCCAACCACCUGUUUGGCCAGAUUUUUCUCCACCAAGUGCAGUUGGCAUGGCUCCAUGGAUAAUAUCACCUGACAAUAUGACUCCAUACAUUCAAGACCAAAAUUCUGAUACUUUCUUUAUAACAGAACAUGUGGUGGAGAAAAGUGUAGAUGACAAAGAGUCUCGAAAGAAGGGGAAGGUUUGUUUUGAAGCUUCAUCUGUUGUAGACAUUCCUGUUCAUGAAAUCCCUUUGCCUAAAUCAAGUCCUCCUGAAAGGAGAAACAACCCAAGAAAAUUGCAAAACAUGUGCAGGGACAGUUUAGGUGAUACUUGCAGACAAAACUUGAAUUCUGAAAAGUAUAAUCACAUUUUGGAAAACUCUGCUGUCAAUGUCUUGACACAAAGUAAAGUUGUAGAACAUUCUGAAUCAGAAGAUGUAAAUGUAGCUGGUAGCAAUAAAACAGUGCAAAAUCUUUCAGUAUCGCCCCAAGCAGAUGAACAGGUAUCUGAAACUAAACUAGAUAAAGAUAUUUUAUUUAAUGACAUCAAACAUGACACUGUUGGAAAUGGAAACAUUCCGGAAUUUACCAUGAAUGCAAAUGUAUUAUACAGUGAUGGUCACCUUUUAAGUACUCUGAAAAAUUCUGGAACUGGUGAAAAUCUUUCAGGAGCACAGGUAGAUGAACAGAUGCAUGAACAGAUUUCUGGUUUUGAACCAGAUGAAGAGAUUUCAUGUAAUGGCAACAAUAAAGAUGUCGAAACAGAAAACAUUCCAGACCUGUCCAAAUCAGCUAAUGUAUUAUCUGGUGUCGGUCACCUUUUAAGUACCCUGAGAAAUACAAAAAGGAAUGAGACUUUCUCAAGAACUGAAAAAAUCAGCUCUCCUAAUGACAAUGCAGAGACAACGACUAUGAGCUCUCCUAAUGAAAAUGCAGAGACAAAGACUAUGAGCUCUCCUAGUGAAAAUGCAGAGACAAAGACCAUUAGCUCUCCUAAUGAAAAUGCAGGGACAGAGACUGUAAGCUGUCCUAACGAAAAUGCAGAGACAAAGACUAGCAGUGAAUUAUCAAAAAGGAUUCUGCCUAAAGUCAGACAAAAUGAGGUUAGGUCCAAGGAAUCAAUAGAAAACAAAUUUGUGGAAAAGAGAAAAGUUAAAAGUAAGUUGAAAACACCAAAUACCUUGAGUGGUGUUGGUACUAUUUUAGAAGUUCUAAAGAAUUCAGGCAGAAGUGUUUUGAAAACAGAAAAGCACAACUCUUCUUCUGUUCUUAUUCCUGACAAAUUAGAAACUGAAGUGGGUAAUGACAUGAUUGAGUCAGAGCUUGCAAUAUUUUACAAAGAGAUUUGUGAAGACCAGGAAUGGGCUAGUUCAAAUGAAAAUGAGUCUGAUUUAGGUAAAACAACAACAUACGUAGCAAAGAAGACUGCAUAUUGUGACAAGCUAACACAAGAGCAUGAAACCAAAUUAGGCCUUGAAAUAGGACUGACACAUUCUCAUGUGGACAUAGAUAAGAAUAAAGCAUGUGUUACAACAGAUGAAGUUGAAAGUGAUUCCACUGACUCUGGGGAAAUAAGAAUGUCUUCAGCACAGAUGUUUGUAGAUGUGUAUGAGAAAACAGAGGAUGAUCAAUCUAAAGUAGACCUACAUUCUUCUGAGAAGCAAAACGAAAUAACAAAAGUGUCUAGUAGUGCAUGCAGUGAAGAAACUAUGGUACCUAAACCUAAGUCUAUGCUUAAAUCAGAGCAGCUUGAAAUGAGAAAAGAUACCUUCAAAAAUACAGCAGUAUUUGAAAACACAGAUGUUUGUGGUACCAAAGACUUGAUAAGUAACAGUGUGUCUCCUAAGGUGAGUAUUCCUUCCUCAGUGCGAAAGCAAGAGGUUGAUAGCAAGUACAGCACAGAGGUAGAUGUAACAGUAGAUUGUUCAAUAGUUUUAAAGAAAGAUCAAAUGGAUAUAGAGUUUAGAACAACUGAUUCCCAAAACACUGGAAAUAGUUGUGCAGUUACAAGCAGAGAUUUAGUCCAAGGAAUUGAAGAGCAUGAAAACAGUUCAAAUGAAUGUGACAAAGUAAUGCCUGCUGAUAAUGUUAGUGAUUCAGUACUGGCAACCUCUGAUGUGUGUAAAGUAAGCAAAGAUAACCUGCAGUCAAUCCAUUUAAGUGAGCAGCGCCUUAUUGAAGACGAUGUUAACAUCACCGAAGGAGAAAAUGAUCAUGCAGAUCAGCGUUCUUUUGAUGACACAACUGGAACAACAGAAAAUGGAUUUAAGUUAUUCCAUAAAGACAGUAUUUUAAAAACCAAAGCAGAUGAUGGUGAAGAAAUGUUAUCAUCUGUAGAUUGUCCUGUUUCUGGAAUUCCACUACCUGGCAUGAGCCUUUGUGAAACAAAUAGCAAAGAACCAACAAUUAACAUAUCUGUUGACUGUGUAACAAUGAAUGAUGGCACUAAUAUAUCGGUGUGUACACAUUUUGAGACUAAUUCUGAUUCUGACUUGAAAAGUGUAAAUCUUGAAAUUGAAAAUCUGGAGAACUGCAGAAACGUUACUGGCAGUUUGGUUCAAGAUCCCCUCUCAGAUUAUCAGUCCUCAUACAAAAUAAAUGACAACAGUGAAACUGUGCUUGAACAGAAUAACUCCACAGUAAAUGAUUCUGAGAAAGAAGUUGUUGCAGCCCAGGAACUGAAAUCAACAUCCCUUGAAGAGCUUAAAUCAUAUAAUUUUGAUGUCAGUGGUGAUCACAAUCAUUCAGGAAUUGUUCAUCAGAGAGCAGCUUCAUCAACUGAAAUAAACAGUACUGGGAAAGAUACUGAACAAAAACAUGUAUCAGAACAUGAAAUCAUGCUGCAUGUAGAAAAUAUUAUGAAAUGUAAAUGGAACGAAACAAAGGAUAAGCUUUACAGUGGAAAAGAAGAAACUGAAGUAGAAAAUGAGUUGGAUUUCUAUCUAAAUAAAUUGAAAAUUCCGUUAUGUAAUGAAGCAGGUAGAACAAAUACAACUUCAGAACAGAGAAGUACAACACAGCAUGCUGAAAGGAUGCAAAGGAUGGAAGAAUGGAAACAGAAGUUAAUCGAAACCAAUGAUUUUGAAGAAGCUGAACAUUUUAUUGAAGGAAAGGAUGAACACAUGACACAUUAUAAAUGUACAAAACAAAGUUGCAAUUCACAAUCUGCUGAAGUUUCGCAGAGAGUGGAAAAUAUUAUGAAAUGUAAGUGGACAGAAACAGAGGAAAAUAUGGAUAUUGAAAUUGAACAAGGUGGAGAAAGGACAGAGAAUGAGCUGCUACAGAAAACUGAAGAUAAAGAAUUAUAUUUGAAAACCAGAGGGAUCGUUAAAACCUCAGAUGCAUCAAUGGAAAAACCUGUUGAAAUUGAUAUUCUUCUGACAGACAAAAAAGAAAAACAUGUUGUUCCUAACAAGUACCUUCAUUACAAUAGAGUGCAGAAGUCCAGCAAUCCAGAAGAUACUUCACAAUAUCUUAGAAGGCAUGGAGUUGUUAGCCACGGAAUAAAACCGUCUGCAAAAUUAGUCACACAAAGUCUGUUUGGCAUGAAAAGUAGAGAUAGACAUGCUGCAAAGAAUUCAAAAGGCAAAAUAUAUCAAAAACGAAAUCAACUAAGAUUGAAAGCUAUGUUCCAAGCUAAUCAGAUGAAAUAUUCAAAACAGCCAGAUGAAAGAGAUAAAGAUAAUAAACUGGCAUACACAAAAGAGUGGAUAAAUCAAACUGUUCUGCAAACUCCAGUUGGCCAGAGUUAUGGUGAGAAGAAAAAAUUAAACUCAGAAUUAUCUGAAAUGGUAAAAUUACCAGGAGACAGAUGGUUAGGAAGUGUGUCAUCAAGUACAACAACAAAUUCCAAAAGUUCCAGAUCAACAUGUUCAAACAGCAGUAGUAGCAGGUCAGCUAGCAGAAGCAGUUUUGUUGAAUCUGACAAUAAUAAGCAUACAUACAAGUUUAAAAGCAGGAUAUACAGGAAACAUCAAGAAUAUUCAGAUUCUAGUGAGUCAACUACGGCUGAACAGUAUUUACCAAGUAACAGUAAUGCUGAAAUGGCUGGUUCCCAGCAUUGUUUAAACAGUAAAAGUGAUACAGUUAGAAUAGCUGGUUCCCAGAGAUUUUGUAGGAGGUAUAGGAGUAUGUCAUGCUCCAGUGUAUCAGUUUUAUCAUCUGUUGAACAGAAAGAAUGUAGUGAUGCAGAAAACAGAAGAAAGAAAUUUAAACCAAGAAGAAAAAGAUCUUCUAGUUCAUCACGGUACUCAGCCUCCAGUUCAUCACGUGACAGACACAGAGGUUAUAAGUGUGGGAAAUACAGAUCAUCUAGGACAGUAAGGAGAAGAAAGUCGAAAUCUGAAAGACAACGAUCAUAUAGUUCAGCAUCAAGUGAUGGAUACAAAAGAAGAUGCUUAUCAAAAAGCCCUCCAUCAAGAGGCAAAUACUCAUCAGGGAAAACUAGAUCUAGAAGAAUUGAGUCAUUUAGCACAUCUAGGGAGAGGUCACUAAGCUCUCCAUCAAGAGAGAGGUACAGAAAAGUGAAACGUUUUAGCCGGAACAGAUUUACAAGCUCUUCUUCAAGAGAAAUACGUAGAAAAGGAAACAGAACUUCUAGCAGAAAAAGGUCACCCAGUUUGAUGUCAUUGGAAAGAUUCAGGUUAGAUGAUCAUUACAGUAUUAAAAGAGAAAGCAGGUGGUCAAAAUACCAUAGAAAUGUGAACAGAUUUAGAAACGUCUUUCCUUGUUCUAGAUCAUACUAUUCAGAAACAUCAUCAGACAGUCGAAGAGUAAGUGACAGCAGCAGUUGUAGUAGGCACGAAUAUGAUAGAAGUGACCAUCAAAAUACAUUGAACAGGGGAACUGUUUGUGUGGACAGAGUGAAUAGUAACAAUGACCCAGACAAGAGAGAGGCCAUGAAACGGAAACUAAUGAUUGUACAAGAAAUAGAGCGAUUGAGAAAUAAGAAAAGAGAGCCUGAACCUGUUCUUGAAAAUAGAACUUCAGAAAUAAAUGCAUCUCCUUCAAAAGGGCAAAUGUCUCCAAAGUAUGGUAAAUUGACAAAAGCAAUGACAGCCAUAACACAGUAUACAGAAGAAGAAAGCCACCAUACCAUUGAUAAUACAGAUGAAAGAAAGAUAUUUGAUAAAGGAAAGCUUAAUGCUGGUGCAAGAGAUUCACAGAAUAUAAAGACUGUAUUGCUGAAGCCAGCAGUAUUGAAGAAGUUAACUCCAGCUGGACUGGGGAAGUUUCUACAGAUACUAGAUCAAUACUCCACAGAUAGAUGUGAAUGGUGUCUAGCUCUCUUUGCUGCAGAUGUUAUGGAAUUUGAGGACUCUAAACAGGAAGCUCUGAGAAAAUUAGCAAACAAGUAUGCAACCUUGACUAUUUUAUCGGACAUUAACAGUGUUGAUAGUUACCUUGUGAUGGAACUGAGAAAUCCAUGUGUACUAGAAAUCUUUGUCAUUGUAGAACCCCCAGAUGAAGAUGAGAAUAUAAGAUCACUGAUCAGAUAUUGCUGUAUGGAGAAAUUCUUAAACGAGCACAUAACAUCAAUGUGACAGAUUUCUGUGGGAAAUUCACUGUAUUCAAGUGACAUCAUUUUCAUCCGGAUCCUCUUUCUUUUUUUCUUCUAUGUGAAUGGAUUUCACAUCACAAGGAAGAACAAUGUAGGCUGUAUUGACAUGGCUAUAUUUUUACAGUCUGGGAACAUCUCUUGUCAUCCAGAAUGAGGAACAUCCUGUAUACACGUAUGAACAACUUGUGUUCAUUUUACUUAACCUGAGGAACAUACAGUGUCAGUGCAAGAACAGGCUCCUUUUUAACAACAUUUGGAAAAGCUUGUAUCAGUGUAAGAAGAGACUGUAAAUAUGUAAAUACUUGAGGAACAUCUUGUAAAUAGUGAUGUGCAUACUUCAUUGUUUUAAAAAAAACUGUUUUCAUGUAGGAACACAUUAGUCAUGUUACUGUAUUUUACACAGAAACAUCCUGUAUUGAUUUUACAAAGUACUUUUGAUCUACCUUUCCUUUUCUGUAACAAGGAUUUUAUUUCAAGAUUCUCUCUAAAUAUUAGACAAAACCAUUCAUGCCAAGCAUCAUUUUAAAGAACUCUGAAGGCAGUUAUAGCAAGAUCCUAAAUUUUAAAAAAUAGAGAAGUUUACAUUUAUUGUAAAUUUCAAUCCAUUUCAGACACAAAAAUGUUCUAAAAUUCUAUUUUGACAUGAGCUGUUAAUAGGUUAUAAAACUUUAAGGAUAUCUUAGUUUGCAUAAAAGCAACAUUUCCAUGUAAAAGUUUGUGAAAUUUUGAGGGGGAAAAUCGGCUUCAAUUUCACUCCAAAAAAAAUAUGUUUUUGGCAAUAAAAUUGACAUUUUCUGAGAUCUCAAAAAAAUUCAAAAAGAUCUUACUGCAACCCCAGGAGAGCUUUAAAAUGUACUAAACUUGUCUAAACAAUGCAUGAUAAAACGAUGAAAGAGACCUUGUUAUAAAUUUGGUGGAUCAGACAGUUUGACAACAUUUUAACAGUUACAUUUUUGGCCUAAUUGCAGAUUCUACAGGAAUAUUCUUUAUUCAACAUAACUUACAUUUUAACUGUAUAUAUGUUACAUCUUUCUACUGAUACAUCCUAUUUUUCCUAGUCCUAGAGUAUAGAUAUAUGGUGCAUGCUUGAAGAAACAUUCUUUAAUCAUGCUUGUAAAAUAUGUUUAUUUGAAGUAGUUAGGCAUAAUGAAUAUAGUGCUUUGUUUUGAUAUGUGCUUUAAGUGUCAUGGUUUAAUGAUGGCAGAAGGAGACAGAUCAGCUAAUGUUUUACAGAUCAUAAUGAACAUUUGUCUACUACUAUGCUAUGUAUAGUUUUUUGUUUUUUUUAAACUGUACUUUUAAGGUCUCUUCAGGUUCAAAACCAUUUUUGAAAGUAUUGGCAUGCACCUUUUUUCAUCUGUCUGGCUCAUAUUUGUCCAGUCAGUAAUUGUUCAUGCCUAGAUGGAUUUUCAAAUAACUUGGUAUAAAUAUUUUUCAUCACUAGGCAUUAUGUUGCAAGAAACCCAAGAACCACUAGCUUAAAUUUAGAUGAUUAGUCUUGUCCUGUCCCACCUUUGCUAUGCAUGGAUAUACAUUUAUAUUCAAAUAAUUAGGCAAAGAAGACUUUGUUUUGUGCAGGACACAGGCCCCUACGUCACAAGUCAAGGUCACAUUUAGAGGUCAAAGAUUUAUGGUCCUCUUUCUUGUUGUUAGCUUGGCACAAACAAGUCUUGUCAAAACUCAACACCUAGGUCAAGGUCACUUUAGGGGUUAAAUAUAUUAUGUCACUUUCUUGACUGGACCAUAAUGUCUUCAUUCAAAUUACUCGGCAGAUCAGCAUUUAUUGUAACUAAUGCUAGAAUUGUCUACUUAGCUUGGCUCAUUUUCCCAUGUUAGUUACAGUGACAACUGCCGUUUGUGUCAGUCCCAGAACUUUGUCUUGCAGGGUGGGAUUUUGAAGUACAUACCUUUCUUGGUUUUGACAUCAGAUAGUGAGACCAUUUGUGUCUGUUGACAAGUUCAAAUAUUUGGGAUGUCUAGUUUACGUGGAAAAGGGUUCAGAUACUGCUAUGUUUUCAUGAAAUAUCUUGUUCUUAGUUUUGUUAAAGCAUUAUAGUUUUUUUAGCUCUUGCCUGAGACACUAGCUCACUGUGUCUUGUAAAAAGUUCCAUCAUAAGUGUAUCUCCCUCUCUCCCCCCCCCCACACACACACACAUACACCCCUCUCCCCACACACACUCCCUUCUCCUCCCACAAAUGUAGAGGGAUAUAGAAUGAGCUUUGUCCGUACGCCUGUUCAUCCAUCUGAAUUUGAAAAUGCUUGUUAUUAAAAAAGAUUUCUAGUGAGAUUCACCAAACCUCAGUUAAUUGUUAAUUAGCUCAUGAGCUUUGCUCACAUUUAGUAUUAUUCCCCUCAACCUAGUAAAAGCAGUUUUUCCCCUUUGAUUUUUGACUGUAUGUAAGUAACCCAUUGACGGAUCUUCAUGCAACUUUGCACAAAUGUAAAUCACUAUAGGAUGAUGGUGCAUGCAUAGUUUUUUGUCUGGAUCACUUCAGGAAAUUCAUGGCCCUUUAAUUGUUUUAAAAUCCAAAAUAAUCCAUUUAUGGAUCUUCAUGAAAUUUAAUACAGGUAUAGAUCACUAUAGGGAAGUUGUGGAUGUGCAACUUUUGUCAGGAUCUGUUCAGUAACUACAGAGUUAUUAUGUCUCCCCCAGGAGACAUAUUGUUUUUGCCCCGUCCGUCCGUCUGUACGUCACACUUCAUUUCUGAGCAAUAACUGGAGAACCAUUUGACCUAGAAUCUUCAAACUUCAUAGGGUUGUAGGGCUGCUGGAGUAGACGACCCCUAUUGUUUUUGGGGUCACUCCGUCAAAGGUCAAGGUCACAGGGGCCUGAACAGUGAAAACCAUUUCCGAUCAAUAACUAGAGAACCACUUGACCCAGAAUGUUGAAACUUCAUAGGAUGAUUGGUCAUGAAGAGUAGAUGACCCCUAUUGAUUUUGGGGUCACUCCGUCAAAGGUCAAGCUCACAGAGGCCUGAACAUUGAAAACCAUUUCCAAUCAAUAACUAGAGAACCACUUGACCCAGAAUGUUGAAACUUCAUAGGAUGAUUGGUCAUAAAGAGUAAUUGACCCCUAUUGAUUUUGGGGUCACUCCAUCAAAGGUCAAGGUCACAGGGGCCUGAACAUGGAAAACCAUUUCUGAUCAAUAACUAGAGAACCACUUGACACAGAAUGUGGAAACUUCAUAGGAUGAUUGUACAUGCAAAGUAGAUGACCCCUAUCGAUCUUGGGGUCUCACUCCAUUAAAGGCCAAGGUCACAGGGGCCUGAACAUUGAAAACCAUUUCCGGUCAAUAACUUGAGAACCACUUGACCCAGAAUGUUGAAACUUUAUAGGAUGAUUGGUCAUGCAGAGUAGAUGACCCCUAACGAUUUUGGGGUCACUCUGAGAAAGGUCAAGGUCGCAGGGGCCCGAACAUUGAAAACCAUUUCUGGUCAGUAACUUGAGAACCACUUGACCCAGAAUGAUGUAACUUCAUAGGAUGAUUGGUCAUGCAGAGUAGAUGACCCCUAACGAUUUUAGGGUCACUCUGUUAAAGGUCAAGGCCACAGGGGCCUGAACAUGGAAAACCAUUUCCAAUCAAUAACUUGAGAACCUCUCGACCCAGAAUGUUGAAACUUCAUAGGAUGAUUGUUCAUGCAGAGUAAAUGACCCCUAUUGUUUUUGGGGUCACUCCGUUAAAGGUCAAGGUCACAGGGGCCUGAACAUUGAUAACCAGUUCCGAUCAAUAACUUGAGAACCACUUGACCCAGAAUGUUGAAACUUCAUAGGAUGAUUGAACAUGCAGAGUAGAUGACCCCUAUUGAUUUUAGGGUCAGUCUAUUAAAGGUCAAGGUCACAGUGGCCUGUUCAUGUAAAAUCAUUUUUUGGAAAUAAUUUGAGAACCACUUGACCUACAAUGUUGAAACUUAAUAGGAUGAUUGGACAUGCAGAGUAGAUGACCCCUAUUUAUUUUGAGAUCACUUGAUCAAAGGUCAAGGUCACAGGAGUCUGAACAGUGACUUGAGAACCACUAGGCUAAGAGUGUUGAAAUUUAGCUGGAUGACUAUACAUGCCAAGUAGAUGAUCCCUAUUGCAGCCAACCAUCAGUGUCUCUUUGACUUUCGCUCCUGACCCCUAUUGACUUCUUGCCUAUAGGACUUUGCAUUGGGGGAGACAUGCGCUUUUUUACAAAAGCAUUUUCUAGUUGCCUGUUGAUUAUUUUAAAAUUCAUAAAUUUGAUGGAUAUAUAAAAUAAAGAUCACUGUAGGGCAGUUGUGCACUUGCAAUAGUUACUGUUGUCAGGAUAUCUUAACUAACUUUAGAGUUACUGUCUUAUUUUCUUAUCUUAUGCAUGUUUAUAUACCUACAAGAAAAUCACACUAUAGUCAGAACAGUCAGUGGCCUCAUGUGGUUCUGGGACGAUCUUAGUAUGAAAAGAAUUGGAACCACUGCCUUACCCUUGCAUGAUCAUAAGAGGUGACUAAUAGGGUCUUAACACUUGGUUUUGCUGUAACUCUUUGAUUGCAGCAGGUAUGCAGAUUUUUAUUCUAUACCUCAUGUUUUUAUUCGAUGUAAAUGAGAUGUGAAACCAAAAUUUGUAGUCCGGCGCCAUAUAACCUAUACUGUGUUGGUGCACCGUAAAACCCAAAUAAAUAAAUAAUGGAAUAGUCAGUGAACCAACAAACCUUGGUACACUCUUAUUGUAUGACUACAUAACUUGUGCAUAACUGAAAAUUAAAUAUCUUUCAAAAUACAUUUGUAUAUUAAAUAUAUUUCAAAAUAUAGUCCCCUCAUUCACAAAACAACCUAUUUUGCAAGGGAUGUAAAUUAAUUGAAUUUGCUUGUUAAUUAAAUUUUAGUUACAUUCUAUAGAGUAGAAUUGCAGUUACAUUAUUGUGUUAUACUGAAGUGCAGCUUUUUAUCAUUUUCAAACAGUUCCAUUUAUUAUUAUUCAUCAGGUGUAGAUGCUGUAUAGAGUUUGAAAAAUAUCUGUUACUCUUCUUUCAAUGCCAUUUAAUAUACAUUUCCACAUUUAAGUUACUAUUAUUUAGCAGACCAUUUGGUAUUUUGAACCCCUUUCGCAGAUAGAAAAUAUGUAGAUGUUUUGUUGAAGAUUCUUUAUAUUAUUAACAAUAUUUUUUCUGAAUUCAAUAUCCUACCGAUGUUUCAAUUUCUGACCUGUUUCAUGUAGAAAAUGUUUUUUAGUUCACCCAAACUUUACUUAGUAUAGGUAGUCUGUUGCCCUCCAUAGAGUAGAUAUAGCUAUUGCACUCACCCAUUUCUACGCAUCGGUUUAAGUGUCUGCAUAGGUGUUUCCUUAUUUUCAGGCCUGGUAUUUUUCUAACAUCAGGCUUUUUAUACCCCCACCAAACAUGUUUGAGGGGGGUAUAUAGGAGUCAGUUUUGUCGCGUCCCGUCGCGUCCCGAAAUCUAUUAUCUCAGUUAUUACCAAAUGGAUUUGAUUCAAACUUAAAAUACAUGUUCCAUCUUAUCACCCACAUCAUGUGACACAAGGUGCAUAACUCCUGACACCAAGUUUUCAUGAAUUAUGUCCCCUUUUACUUAGAAUUUAGGGUUAAUUUUGAUGUAUUUUCACUAUAUCUCAGUAAUUACUAAAUGGAUUUGAUUCAAACUUAAAAUAGAUGUUCCACCUCAUCACCCACAUCAUGUGACAUAAUGUGCAUAACUCUGAUACCAUUUUUUUUAUGAAUUAUGCCCCUUUUUACUUAGAAUUUAAGGUUGAUUUUGAUGUACUUUCACUUUAUCUCAGUUACUACUGAAUGGAUUUGAUUCAAACUUAAAAUAGAUGUUUCACCUCAUCACCCACAUCCUGUGCCCACAUCAUGUGACACAAGGUGCAUAACUCUGACACCAAGUUUUCAUGAAUUAUGUCCCCUUUUACUUAGAAUUUAAGGUUAAUUUUUGUUGUAUUUUCACUAUAUCUCAAUUAUUACUAAAUGGAUUUGAUUCAAACUUAAAAUAGUUGUUCCACCUCAUCACCCAGAUGAUGUGACAUAAGGUGCUUAACUCUGACAUAAAUUUUUUAUGAAUUAUGUCCCCUUUUACUUUAAAUUUAAGGUUGAUUUUGAUGUAUUUUCACUAUAUCUCAAUUAUUACAAAAUGGAUUUGAUUCAAACUUUAAGUAGAUGUUCCACCUCAUCACCCACAUCAUGUGACACAAGGUGCAUAACUCUGACACCAAUUUUGCAUGAAUUAUGCCCCUUUUUACUUAGAAUUUAAGGUUAAUUUUGAUGUAUUUUCACUAUAUCUCAAUUACUACUGAAUGGAUUUGAUUCAGACUUAAAAUAGAUGUUCCACUUCAUCACCCAUAUCAUGUGACACAAGGUGCAUAACUCUGACACUAUUUUUCUUGAAUUGUGUCCCCUUUUACCUAGAAUUGAAGGUUAAUUUUGAUGUAUUUUCACUACAUCUCAUUCUGAUUGGCUUAGAGCCAAGGGGAAGUAACCUUUUUUUAACCUUUGUACUGAGUUUCUUCCCCUUAAAUUCCAGGAAUUAGUCUAUUUUUAGAAAUCCUAUUUUUAGAUUUUCAAUAUUUUAGGUAUUUUUCUAACUUUUUUAUUAUAAGUCCUAUGUAAAAAGUAAAAACAUUUUUCCGUGGUAACAUGGGUCGGUAAGACACUUAUUUGUAUUCACUUUUAGUGUAUCUCUAAUAUUAGAGAUUUAAUAUAUUUACUAGUAUUACUAUACUAGUAUUAUACUAGUAUUACUUACAUGUGGAAGCCCAGGAUGAAGUACUCCAAAGUAUUUUUAAGAUUCCUUAUGGUUGCCAUUCUUCUGUGACAAGACCAUAUGGUGGGUGUAUGAGUCACUCCUGUGACAGUUCUAGUUUUCUUACAGAAUUUCUCUGUAUACCUCUUUUGAAAAAGAACAUUUCAGGCUUUAGAAAGUUUUUCAGGCUUCUAAUAUUUGAUAGAAUCGAGGCCUGAAUGUUUGUAUAUAAGCUGGAAAUUUGGUAACUACCAUUCACCAUAUCAACAUUAUUGAUAAAUCCCGUUUUCCGGUAUUUCCGUACAUAGGGUCAGGGGGGUCGGCGAGAUUAACCGAUAUAAAGACCGUGUACACUAUGAGCGAUUAGUUUUGCCAGAAAAUAAGAAUUUAUGAAAGAUCUUACUUUCUCACAAUGGAAAUACUAUCCUACGACUUCGGCAACAUUGUUUUUUGCAAAAAUAAUCUGUUUAUCUUGAACAAUGCAAAAAAUUUCACACCUUCGGUAUCGAGACACGGAAGCGGCAGUGUAGAAUAAAAGAUAAAAUUUCAAAAAUAAAGUAAACUUUGAGGAUAUUUUUGCUAUAUUUUAAUUACAACAAUGUUUAAUGAUAAUCUGCAAUACUUUUUUUAAUUCAUUUUCUUUGUUUAAAACUUUAAAAAAGGAUAAUCUAAACACUACCGCCAUGUAGCGUAAUGGCCGAUACCCCCCUCACCGUGAAAACGGGAACGGGCGUUUAUUAGUGGUUUAUACCGGAAAACGGGAUUUUAUCCAUAAUGUCGAUAUUGUGAAUGCAUUGAAAGUUCACACUGAUAUGCCCCUUUUUAGCCCACCAUCAUCAGAUGGUGGGCUAAUCAAAUUACUCUGCGUCAGUGGUCCGUCCGUCCAUCAUUCCGUCCGUCCGUCCGUUAACAAUUUCUCGUUAUCGCAUCUCCUCAGAAAGUACUGGGGGGAUUUUGACCAAACUUUGUCAGAAUGAUGUAUUGGUACCUUAGUUAUGUCCCUCUGAAAAUCAGACUGGUUCAACAAUUAUUGAGUGAGUUAUGGCCCUUUGUUUAUUUUUAUAAUUUACAUAGAUUUUUAUAGGAAAAAAUUUUGAAAAUCUUCUUGUCCAAAACUACAGAGCCUAGGGCUUUGAUAUUUGGUAUGAAGCAUCAUCUAGUGGUCCUUUACCAAGAUGAUUCAAAUUAUAUCCCUGGGGUCAAAUAUGGCCCCGCCCUGGGGUCACAUGGUUUAUAUAGACUUAUAUAGAAAACUUUGAAAAACCUCUUGUCCAAAACCACAGGGCCUAGGGCUUUGAUAUUUUGCAUGUGACAUCAUCUAGUGGUCUUCUACUAAGAUUGUUCAAAUUAUCCCCCAAGGGUCAAAUAUGGCCCCGCCCUGGGGGUCACGUGGUUUAUUUAGACUUAUAUAGGGAAAACAUUGAAAAUCUUCUUGUCCAAACCACACAGCCUAGGGCUUUGAUAUUUGGUAUGUAGCAUCAUCUAGUGGUUCUCUACCAAGUUUGUUCAAAUUAUCCCCCUAGGGUCAAAUAUGGCCCUGCCCCCGGGGGUCACAUGGUUCAUAUAGACUUAUAUAGGGAAAAGCUUUAAAAUCUUAUCUAUAACCUACAACAUUCAAAUUUGGACCACAUGUAUAGUUUUGAGUGGCAAGAUGAACAUUGACAUGAGUUGACCUUGAUUUUGACCUAGUGACCUACUUUCACAUAUCUGUAGCUACUGCCUUCAAAUUUGGACCACAUGCAUAGUUUUGUGCACCGAAAAAAACUUUGACCUUGAUAUUGACCUAGUGACCUACUUUCACAUUUUUGUAGCUACAGCCUUCAAAUUUGGACCACAUGCAUAGUUUUGUGUUCCGAAAUGAAAUUUGACCUUGAUUUUGACUUAGUGACCUACUUUCACAUUUCUCAAACUACAGCCUUCAAAUUUGGACCACAUGCAUAGUUUUGUGUACCGAAAAAAACUUUGACCUUGACAUUGACCUAGUGGCCUACUUUCACAUUUCUCAAGCUACAGCCUUCAAAUUUGGACCACAUUCAUAGUUUUGUAUACUGAAAAAAAACUUUGACCUUGACAUUUACCUAAUGACCUACUUUCACAUUUUUGAAGGUGCAGGCUUCAAAUUUGGACCACAUGCAUAGUUUUGUGUUCCAAAAUGAAAUUUGACCUUGAUUUUGACCUAGUGACCUACUUUCACAUUUCUCAAGUUACAGCCUUCAAAUUUGGACCACAUGCAUAGUUUUGUGUACCGAAAUGAACUUUGAUCUUGAGAUUGACCUAGUGACCUACUUUCACAUUUCUGAAGCUAGAGGUGUCAGAUUUGGACCACAUGCAUAUUUUUGUGUUUUGAAUGAAAUUUGACGUUGAUUUUUAUCUAGUACCUACUUUCACAUUUCUCAAGCUACAGCCUCCAAAUCUGAAGCACAUGCAUAGUUUUGUUUACCGAAAUGAACUUUGACCUUGAAAUUGAUCUUGUGACCAACUUUCAAAUUUCUCAAGCUACAGCUUUCAAAUUUGGACUACAUGCAUGGAUCACAUGCACAGUGAUGUGUAUUGAAAUGAAAUUUGACCUUGAGCUAGUCUUAAAAUUUGGAACAAUCAAAAAUGGCUCAGUGGUGGGCGCCAAGAUCACUCUGUGAUCUCUUUGUUAUGUCUCCCCCAGGAGACAUAUUGUUUUUGCCCUGUCCGUCCGUCCGUCCGUACGUCACACUUCAUUUCCGAGCAAUAACUGGAGACCCAUUUGACCUAGAAUCUUCAAACUUCAUAGGGUUGUAGGGCUGCUGGAGUAGACGACCCCUAUUGUUUUUGGGGUCACUCCGUCAAAGGUCAAGGUCACAGGGGCCUGAACAUUGAAAACCAUUUCCAAUCAAUAACUAGAGAACCACUUGACCCAGAAUGUUGAAACUUCAUAGGAUGAUUGGUCAUGAAGAGUAGAUGACCCCUAUUGAUUUUGGGGUCACUCCGUCAAAGGUCAAGGUCACAGGGGCCUGAACAUUGAAAACCAUUUCUGAUCAAUAACUAGAGAACCACUUGACCCAGAAUGUUGAAACUUCAUAGGAUGAUUGGUCAUGAAGAGUAGAUGACCCCUAUUGAUUUUGGGGUCACUCUGUCAAAGGUCAAGGUCACAGGGGCCUGAACAUUGAAAACCAUUUCCGAUCAAUAACUAGAGAACCACUUGACCCAGAAUGUUGAAACUUCAUAAGAUGAUUGGUCAUGAAGAGUAGAUGACCCCUAUUGAUUUUGGGGUCACUCCGUCAAAGGUCAAGGUCACAGGGGCCUGAACAUUGAAAACCAUUUUCGAUCAAUAACUAGAGAACCACUUGACCCAGAAUGUUGAAACUUCAUAGGAUGAUUGGUCAUGAAGAGUAGAUGACCCCUAUUGAUUUUGGGGUCACUCCGUCAAAGGUCAAGGUCACAGGGGCCUGAACAUUGAAAACCAUUUCUGAUCAAUAACUAGAGAACCACUUGACCCAGAAUGUUGAAACUUCAUAGGAUGAUUGUACAUGCAAAGUAGAUGACCCUAUCAAUUUUGGGGUCACUCCAUUAAAGGUCAAGGUCACAGGGGCCUGAACAUUGAAAACCAUUUCCGGUCAAUAACUUGAGAACCACUUGACCCAGAAUGUUGAAACUUAAUAGGAUGAUUGGUCAUGCAGAGUAGAUGACCCGUAACGAUUUUAGGGUCACACUGUUAAAGGUCAAGGCCACAGGGGCCUGAACAUGGAAAACCAUUUCCAAUCAAUAACUUGAGAACCUCUCGACCCAGAAUGUUGAAACUUCAUAGGAUGAUUGUUCAUGCAGAGUAAAUGACCCCUAUUGUUUUUGGGGCCACUCCGUUAAAGGUCAAGGUCACAGGGGCCUGAACAUUGAAAACCAGUUCUGAUCAAUAACUUGAGAACCACUUGACCCAGAAUGUUGAAACUUCAUAGGAUGAUUGAACAUGCAGAGUAGAUGACCCCUAUUGAUUUUGGGGUCAGUCUGUUAAAGGUCAAGGUCACAGUGGCCUGUUCAUGUAAAAUCAUUUUUUUGGAAAUAACUUGAGAACCACUUGACCUACAACGUUGAAACUUAAUAGGAUGAUUGGACAUGCAGAGUAGAUGACCCCUAUUUAUUUUGAGGUCACUUGAUCAAAGGUCAAGGUCACAGGAGCCUGAACAGUGACUGGAGAACCACUAGGCCAAGAGUGUUGAAAUUUAGGGGGAUGACUGGACAUGCCAAGUAGAUGAUCCCUAUUGCAGCCAACCAUCAGUGUCUCUUUGAUUUUUGCUCCUGACCCCUAUUGACUUCUUGCCUAUAGGACUUUGCAUUGGGGGAGACAUGCGCUUUUUUACAAAAGCAUUUUCUAGUUAGACUUUAUAUUCAUUUAUUUGAAUUCUUUAGUGACAAUACUU
Mercenaria mercenaria is the source of this 25117-nucleotide messenger RNA. RefSeq lists its product as uncharacterized. NCBI's taxonomy places the organism in Eukaryota, Metazoa, Mollusca, Bivalvia, Venerida, Veneridae. Bases 1137 to 14003 code for a protein of 4288 amino acids. The transcript is spliced from 17 exons. The record is from RefSeq and is a predicted model, not a curated record.